GAUUCAGUUAUUAUUUGAUUUAUGCGGUCUUGCUGCUGCCCUUGCUCUGACCCUUGGGACGGCUGUGUGGGAAGUUUGUGUCUUAGAUAGAGUGAAGCGCUUCUCUGUGAAGUGUGGGGAGCCAAAGAGAAUCCAAAGAAACUGAUAAAUGCAGAAAGGCUUGCUUGACUUCAGAUACAAUUACUGGAUGCACCCCAAAAGAGGAACGACAGAACAGUGUGCCACAGAGAGUUUGCUUUUGAAAGCACAGAAUACCCCAGACUGAAUGAAGCAGUGGGAACUGGAACAGAGCAUGGCAAAUGCCUUUGUGACAGUCCCUGAUGGGUACUGUCUUAGUGAGCAAAUUCAGUAUUAUGACAUUUUACCAGAGCACAUCAGUUACCCGUUGCAAGACCUUGACUUCCAGAAUGCUCCCUAUUGCCAAUAUUCAACCGUUCAGUUUCCUCCAGUGCUACAGACACCAUCUUCCCAGUCUCAGUACAGUGCAUACAACUUGGACUCUCAAUACACUGAUGGACAGUGCAUCAUUAACAGCUGUGAACUCACGAAGCCCACCUUCAUGGGCGGCCAUAAUGAUGAGAGUAGCUAUCCUGGACAGAAAAGACCCAGGCUUAGUCACUCCUCCUUGAGAAUAAAGGGACAAGAAGAGCUCUGUGUGGUAUGCGGGGACAAGGCUUCAGGAUAUCAUUACAACGCACUCACUUGUGAAGGCUGCAAAGGAUUUUUCCGACGCAGCAUCACAAAAAAUGCAAUCUACAGAUGCAAGAAUGGUGGUCACUGUGAAAUGGAUAUGUAUAUGAGGAGAAAAUGUCAGGAGUGUCGCCUCAAGAAGUGUAAAGCUGUGGGAAUGCUUGCUGAAUGUCUAUUGACAGAAGUCCAGUGUAAAUCAAAGCGACUGAGAAAGAAGAGCAGCUUCCUAUGUAACAUCAAAAUGGAAGAUGAAGGACUGGACAACAAACAACAUGUAUCCUCUACCACCAAACCUUUAAAAGUCCAGGAAAAGUUGGAAUUUACUCCUGGGGAACAUCAGCUCAUUGAUCAUAUUGUCGCUGCUCAUCAAAAAUGCACAAUUCCCCUGGAGGAAGCAAAGAAGUUUUUACAGGAAACUACCAAUCCUGAAGAGAACUUUCUACGACUUUCAGAAUCAGCUGUGAUUCAUGUGCAGGUAUUAGUGGAUUUUACAAAACGACUCCCAGGAUUUGAAAACUUAGCCAAUGAUGACCAGAUUGCACUGUUGAAAGGCUCCACAAUUGAAGCAAUGUUUUUACGUUCCGCCCAGAUAUACAAUGAGCAAGCAAUUGAAUGUCAGUCAUCAUUCAAUUCAGGCCAUGUAAAACUUUCUCAGCAUAAUGUAUGUGGUCAAGAAAGAAAUACAGUUUACUCCAUAGAAAUGCCUCAUUUGGAAGAAAGUCCAACAUCAACUACUACAACAGGUAUCACUGAAGAAUUUAUUACUGCACUGUUUUACUUCUACAGAAGCAUGGGAGAACUUAAUGUGACUGAGACAGAGUAUGCUCUGCUUGUUGCAACUACUGUAUUUUUUUCAGAUCGUCCAUUUCUAAAAAACAAACAACAUGUGGAAAAACUUCAGGAGCCAUUUUUAGGAAUUCUAUACAAGUAUUCAAAAAUGUAUCACCCUGAAGAGCCACAACAUUUUGCCCGUCUCAUAGGGCGGCUCACUGAACUCAGAACCCUCAAUCACAACCACUCAGAAGUGCUAGUAACUUGGAGAACAAGGGAUCCCAAGCUAACCUCUUUACUUUGUGAAAUUUGGGACUUGCAAUAAACAAUUUACUAAUUGCUUAAAUAGUUAUCCAAGAAAAAACAUACUCUUUCCCAACUUGGUUUUCCAUAUUAAACACCUCAUUUAUGUUAAAUGAGUACAGAUUCUCCUAAAAUACUGGACAGUAAUGAUUAUUACAAACAUAUCUUUGCAAAAAAUGUUUACAGUUGAAAAAUGUGAGAACAUAUGCAAUCUAGUCAACUUUAUUGCUGUACUGAUGAAACAAGUGUGGAAGACACAUUUAACAUGCUAGGAGCCUAGAUUCUGUUGUAGCUUUUAAAAUGUCCUGUUAGUGAUACUUUGUGCCCAGGAAGGCUCCCAACAGGAAUGAGAAGAAGAGGCAGGAAAUCCUGCAUACAGAGCAGAACCUGAGAGAAAGUGCGGAGACAGAAGUGUGUGUGGUAGGAACAGAGUUUGCUCCCAACUCAGUAUGAUAGAUAUCAUACUUCAUCAUUACAAAUAAAGUAUCAGAAAGAACAGAGGCCUGCAUGUAGAUUCAUGGUCUCCUAGUGCUCAAGAAACACACACAGGCUUGAUUAGACAUUGUGUCUUCUUUAAACAUCCUAAAAAAGAUUUAGAGUAUAUAUUACAUCAGUGUCUUCAGGUGGAUACUGGUCAAUUAGAUGCUUCUAUUUUAGACACGUGGCAUGUCAGAAUUUGUUUCUUGAACCCGUGUAGUUCCCAUCACAUCCACUCUUCUCCAACAAACCUGUUUUGUUUUUGUUUUUUUGCUGCCAAGUCACAGCUGACUUAUGGUGACUAUGGUUUUCAAGGCAAGAGAUGUUUGGAGGUGGUUGCCAUUUUCCCAUCAAAAUACUAUACUUCUUUUAACAUAAAGAAUGAAGUGCAGUCCUGCACUUUUUGGUGGAAGUCACAGCAGGGUGAUUUCACUUUUUAAAGAAGGGCAGAUUCUCUCACAGCAUUUUAAAAUGUUAUUUGAAUGCCUCUUGCAUCUAAACCAUUCAAAUCUGCACUGUUAAACUUAGUACUUUAAUAAAAUAGCAUGCAGCUCUCCCCGGAUGGCUGUUAGCAAGACUUGGCUUUUCUGUAAAGUUGUGCUUGCCAUUUUCUUUCCCGUUCCUGCUGUGGGAAAGAACAUGGCAGAUGCAACUUUCCAAAAAAGUCAAGUCUUGUUAGCAGCUGUUCAGGGCUAUAUAAAUACUAUUUUAUCAAAGUGCUAAGUUGAACAGUGUGGAUAAUAAUGGUUUAUACACAAGUAGUGCUGAAAUAACAUUUUAAAAUGCUGCAAGAGAUUUGGAAAGGGUGGGAGGAGAGAAGGUAAGCACUAGGACCUGGUGGAGCAUUCGAGCAGAAAAGAGGUCCAGGAAGAUGAGGUGAUUUAUCCGCACAUCUCCUUGGUUCUUUAUGUUGUAAAGUGUAUGGUCAGGGUGAGGACUGAGAGUGUGUGACUGAACCAAAGUCACUCAGCAAGCUUCAAUAAUGCAAAAGCAGAUUUGAACCUGGGUUUCUCAGAUCUUAGUUUGAAACCUUAACUACUUCACCUUACUGGCUCUCACAACAAAUGUGUAUAUUGGCAAGAAAUUUAAAAUGUAUUAACAUUAUUUAAUUUCUGUGGAUUAUUUAGAUAAAAACAAUUAUGUAAUAUAAUUAAUUUCCCCAUUGACAAGAAUUUUUAAAAGGAAACAUACAGUACGUAAAGAAAAAUCAGUGAAAAUGAAAUGACUUGUGACUACCAGUGCAAUUUUUGCAGUUACUCCCUUCUAAGCCCAUUGAGUUCAAUGGACUUAGGUGUAACUGUUUAGAAUUGCAUUGUGACUUUACAACGGACAUAGUACAAUGUAUGUUGUUUAUUCAGCUUUGCAUUAUCAACCAUAAAUAAUAUUUUGGGAUGUAGCCCCAAUCUGAUUUCCCCAUCACUGUCCAUUACAAGAAUUUUCUGAUAUUCAGACAAUAUCGCUAAUUCAACCACAUGUAAAAUAAGGUAUAAAAUGUUGCUGUUUUCAUAGUGGUAAUGUUAGUAUUGAAUUAACAAUUAUUCUUUAUAUCUGAAUAAAUAUAAUGUAAAUAGGAUUUCAAUACAUGAAAUAUACCUUUUGUAUAGUGCUAUAUUUUAGACACAUAUUUAAAUGGAAUAAAUGUACUAUUAACCUGGUCUUGAGCUGCAAAAAAACCCCUAUUUUGGUAUAUAUGUAUACAUACACCAGAAACAAAGAUCUUUAUCACUAAACUGUGGUUGCUAGUAUGCAGUAUUAUGGUCCUGUGUUUUAAAGUCUAAUCACAAUCUGUGGAAAAUCUGAACAAGAAAAAAAUCUCAAAAUUAAAUUGAAGAGGAAAUUCAGACCAUUAAAAAUUAUUGGUGCAUCAAGCCUGUUUCUAAA
Molecule: messenger RNA, 4122 nt
Organism: Sphaerodactylus townsendi
Lineage: Eukaryota; Metazoa; Chordata; Lepidosauria; Squamata; Sphaerodactylidae
Product: bile acid receptor-like
Exons: 11
Coding region: 266-1786 (506 amino acids)
Biological process (GO): positive regulation of transcription by RNA polymerase II; cell differentiation; negative regulation of inflammatory response
Molecular function (GO): RNA polymerase II cis-regulatory region sequence-specific DNA binding; zinc ion binding; nuclear receptor activity
Source: RefSeq, a predicted model, not a curated record